Messenger RNA from Solanum dulcamara, 2273 nucleotides. RefSeq names its product putative pentatricopeptide repeat-containing protein At5g47460. The coding region runs from base 257 to 2020 and encodes 587 amino acids. Lineage: Eukaryota; Viridiplantae; Streptophyta; Magnoliopsida; Solanales; Solanaceae. The transcript has a single exon. Gene Ontology annotation, molecular function: RNA binding; protein binding. The record is from RefSeq and is a predicted model, not a curated record. Gene Ontology annotation, biological process: RNA modification.
GAGAAAGAGAGGCGAGCAAAAGAGUUUCAUACAUGUGAAUGUAUUGAAUACGGUGUGUCUGAAACAAAUUAUGCCUAAUUUUUAUCUAUAUCUCCAAAGUCCAAAUUAUGAUACUAUUGAAAACUCGCGUUGAAGGAAAACAAUUUGCUCCUUCGCUGGUGGAAUUUGUGUUGGUUGGCCUAAAAUGUUAUAGGAUGAUGGAAUUACUGUGUCUGCAUUUGUUCUAAAUAUGAGGGCAAAGUUUCCUUGAAUUAUUAUGCCAAGAACUCAUCAACUGGUAAAGAAAUGCUCUGUGCAGCUACUUAGCAAAAGGCAGCAAGGUUGUUUCUUCUCUAAGUCCAUUAGCAGCACUACAAAACCCCAUCAAGAAGAUGACUUCAAUUCAAAAAUUAGUUCUGAAAUGGCCCUGUUUAAGGACUUUCAAAUCUUGAAUUCUGGUUCUAAGCUUAAUGCUUAUUCUCUAGUUCACUUGACCCGUUCAUGUACCAAUCUUGGUUGGUUUUCUCAUGGUGAGCAGCUUCAUUGCUGUAUUUUAAAAUCUGGGUUUGUCAGCAAUGUCUUUGUUGCUACAGCUUUGGUCAAUUUCUAUGUGAAGUCUCAGCUUUUGGGUAAUGCACAACAACUGUUUGACGAAAUGACUGAAACAAAUGUUGUUACUUGGAAUACGUUGAUAUCAGGUUAUGUUCGUUCUGGGCAGUUUACUGCAGCUCUGAACUUGUUUAUUCAACUGGAAAGAUCGGAACUUUGUUCCGAUUCGUACUCUUUUACAGCUGCUUUAUCAGCAUGUGGAUCACUUGGUUUAGUACAACUAGGGAAAUUGGUACAUUCCAAUAUUGUGAAAUUUGGUGUAGAGUGCAGCAUUGUGGUCUCAAAUUCUUUGAUUGACAUGUAUGGAAAAUGUGGCUCUGCUGAAGAAUCGACGAGGGUGUUCAAUGGUAUGAUGGAGAAAGAUACGAUUUCUUGGAAUUCAGUCAUUGCAGCAAAUGCAAGAAACAGCAGGCUUGAUCAGGCAUUUGUUUUCUUACAUCAAAUGCCUGAACCUGAUACGGUGUCAUACAACGAGCUAAUUAGUGGUGUGGCACAGUUUGGUAACAUAGAAGACGCUGUUGAUAUGUUAUCAAGAAUGCCAUGCCCGAAUUCAUCUUCAUGGAAUUCGAUAAUAACAGGAUAUGUCAACAGAGGAAGAGCGAAAGAAGCUCUGCAAUUUUUUCAAAACAUGCAUCUUAGUAAUGUUCUUAUGGAUCAAUUCACCUUUUCAAGUAUAUUAAGUGGCAUUGCUAAUAUAGCAGCUAUAACAUGGGGAAAGUUGAUCCAUUGUUGCACAGUAAAGUAUGGCGUGAACGAGACUGUUGUUGUUGGAACUGCUCUCAUUGACAUGUAUUCUAAAUGUGGGCAAAUGAAUGAAGCUGACAUUCUGUUUGGAUGGCUCCCUGUGAAGAAUCUGAUAACAUGGAACACGAUUAUAUCUGGACAUGGUCAUAAUGGUAAUUCAGAUGAAGUGAUCCGGCUGUUUGAGCAGUUGAAAUCGGUGAAAGAUUUACUACCAGAUGGUAUUACAUUCGUGAAUGUCUUGGCUGCAUGUUGGCAUAACAGAAUAUCUUUCGAGGCUGCAAAUGACUAUUUUGAAUUGAUGGUCAAUGAUUAUGGUAUCUGUCCCAUGCCGGAACACUGCUCUUCAAUGAUUAAGCUCAUGGGACAAGAAGGGGACGUGAGUAAGGCAGAGAAAAUGAUUUAUGAACUCGGAUUUGAAAACUGUGGAUUAAUUUGGAAGGCACUACUAGGUGCUUCUGUCACUUGUGGAGAUAUAACGAUAGCAGAAAUGGCAGCUGCAAAGCUGAUAGAAUUGGAAGGUGAUAACGAGUUUGUUUAUGUACUAAUGUCUAAUAUGUAUGCAUUGCAUAGGAAGUGGAUCGAUGUUGGUGGCAUGAGGGAGCAGAUGAAGGAGACAAGAGUAAGAAAAGAAGCUGGUCGGAGUUGGAUCAAUGUGGAAAACUCAAAUACAAUUCCAUCUAUUAAAUGAUAAAAAGAUUAUAACAAUGCCCUUAUGACCAAAAGUUGCUGGUCAGGUUCCCCUAACUAAUAUUCGAGAAAUAAGUAAAUUGGUAUGUCUCACAAAUCAAAUCCCAAAUACAAGGGCUAAAAAGAAGACAGCCUACCUUGAACCUUAAUUAACAAAAAGAAUGUAUAUGCAUGUCUGAGUGCUGAAUUGGGGCUUCCUAUUUGUCAACUUCAUUGAUGUGCAACAUAAACACUAACCUACCAUGAAGAAACGA